This is a messenger RNA of Nematostella vectensis (starlet sea anemone), 7321 nucleotides long. Its product is annotated as GREB1-like protein. The coding region runs from base 196 to 5976 and encodes 1926 amino acids. Gene Ontology annotation, biological process: multicellular organism development. The transcript has 19 exons. NCBI's taxonomy places the organism in Eukaryota, Metazoa, Cnidaria, Anthozoa, Actiniaria, Edwardsiidae. The record is from RefSeq and is a predicted model, not a curated record.
AGCGGUCUAGACCAAUAUGAAUCACGUGAUCUUGAUUAGCUCGUCGGUCCAACACCACACAAUAGCCCUUGAAAAGAAGCUGGAAGAGACGCAUCGAAAUCUCGACAAAAAAGGGAUAAUAACUCUUCUCCUACUCACCAAGAAGUACAUAUAGCCAGGCCACUGACAUUCCUGGGAUAGGGAUGGAUCAAAGUUAUGGCAGACUCAAGAUAUUCAAGCAGUUGUUCACAGCAAUGGGCAAUUCCUACUGUCAGUGUGACAGUAGUGCCUGGACUGAGCCUAUCAUCUGACAGCAAGUCAUCUUCAGGGGAACAAGUAGCUGCUGCCAAUCCGCAGUAUGUGGUAGCCAAGACCAAGCAUGAGGCAAAAAGCACAAUGCAACCUCCUCGAUCUGUAGCCUCCACCAGUCAACCAUCUAAUGGCAUUGUAACAAGGUCUAAGCAUACCAGGAAAGAUAAGAGCUCUACAAUGAAUCAAGGCCAACCAUCGACACACGAAAACAUUGACAACAAGUCUGACAAGGAAGCAAUUCAGCUUCCGGAGCCAGCUCAACACAAUGCUGUUUGCUCAACCUCAGGAAAAUGCCAAGCAGGCGGUGAACUUCGACUUUCUCACCUCUUCCCUGUGAGCUCUACUGUUGAUGUACCCCCAAUGUUCUCCCUGGUUGGCCUCAAGUCCCCUCUGCUCCCUGGCAUGACCCUGGUGGCAGCUGUUGACAAGCGGUAUCUUCCUGACGAGGAGACCUGUAUCACCAUGCUCGGCUUCAGUGGGAAUUGUGUGGGCUGUGGUGCCAAGGGGUUUCGUUACUUCACAGAGUUCUCACAACACAUUAACCUCAGGCUUGCCACUCAGCCAAAGAAGCAAAAACACAUCAAGUAUUACAUUAUUAAGGACCAGAGUGGGCGGCUGAGAAAGGGUGGUGUCAUUCCAUGGAAAGUUGAGGGUCGUAAGAGGAGUAUGCCGAUGUCUGGACCUUCUCUUGCUACACCAGAUGAAGAUUCCAGCACAGCAGCAGCUAGCCCCUCUGCAGUGUCAUCACAGAGCUCUGCUGGGAAUAUUGGUGCAAGCCAGACAUACAACACUGCCAAGAGAAAUCGAUGGGAAAGCAGUAGUGAGAAUGAUGCUGCUUCUAUCUAUAGUGGCGAUGAGGAAGCAAGUCCUGCUCACUCUCCAGCUUCCGAGAUGAACAAAGCAGAUCUCCCCAACAAGGCCUGGCUUACGGCAGCCUGUGGAGUGUGUCCUGUACUUCUCCUCUGUCAGCAUUCCAUUCCAAACGUUCCUUGCUGUGUUGACGACAUCAUAGUCAGUGACCUCUUAGUUGGCUGCUUUGACCCUCCCCUUGUUGCUGAUCGCAACCAGUUUGGAAACUACUCCAACCAGUACCACGCCCAAGUCCCAUCCCCCUCUAUGGCCGACCCUGUGACCCAGACACGCACACACCCUGCCUCACCUCUCACCACCCAGAUGGCAAUUAUCCUCCUAAUCCAGCACCUGUCACAGCUGAACGAGGACGACCGCCUCAGCAGGGAAGACAUCGAGUCAUUGCUUCAGGAUGCACAGCUAGAGCUCUCUGCCGGCUUCCAACAGCCGCAUGCCAUCGCACAAAGUAACCUGCUAACUCAUGUCCAGCUCCCUGUCUUGGCCAACCUUGCAGCAGCAACAUCUAAAGGCCGGGUCAAGAUCGUUGUCUCGCCUGUUUCUCUGGAAAAUGCUAUCGUCCGCGUCCUCAAGUUCAUCAUGGAAAUCAUCAGACACAAUCAAAACAAGUUUCCUAAAGUACCAGUUCCCGAUUUCAUAUUUAUUCUCGCCACAUCGCAGCAAAAGGCUCCAGAGUUUUGUGUACUAGUGACAGGUAUAAGCCAGGCCAGAUAUUUAACUGAAGCGAUGUUGGGCCAUCCAGUUGGUGCAAGAAUUACGGACAACCUCACUAAGCUUGAGCAACUUUUUAGGCUGUCUAGCGACGCUCUGGAGCAGUUGGUUUCCAACUAUGAAGAAGUCAUGAAUCAGGCCCAGCUUGUUUACAUCCCAUUUAACGGCUAUGCGCGCAUGAAAAUCCACGCCAGUGAAGCGUUGACACUUGAACCCAAGAUCACCCAAAGCUCGACACAUCGCCUCAGUAAACCGUUCACUGUACAUGCUGUUCAGAGCACCAUGGCCAAGCAACUUGUCUCCCAAGUGUGCUCCAUUGCAGAUAAUUCAAACGUUUUGGCAAUUAGUGAGUUUGUCAAUGUAGAUUUUACCAUUAUGGUACCGCCUAUAACAACUCUGUACAAUCAGACUGUACAGCGUGUUGCUCACUCGGGUAUCCUUGCCGAGCUGGAGCUAGAACCAGGUGACGCUGCAUCCAAGUUCGAGACAGCCCAGAACUUUGUCAUCAAGCAUGAUGAUUGCGAAGAGACACAGGAGAAGUUGACAAGCUUAUUGAAGAAGGUUCAUACGCAGCCAAGUACCUUGUUCGUGAUGGUGUUUGACCAGUCACAGUUCUAUUGUAAUCCUCGAGGCGUCCUUGAUCUUCCUUACUACAAGGAGUUUCAGGAGUCGUGUAAUGUGAUCAUGCUGUUCGUCACCUCAGCGCCAUACUUGUUCCAGUCCAACCGUUCGUUCAUUGAUCCAGGAAACGAAGUUUACUGGUCAGACUCCAAACUUGAUCUGGAUGCUUGCUCCAUCACGUCUGGGUCUCUGGAAGACGAACAGUACACAGAUGAUCAGGACAUCAUGUACUUUGGACUAAAGGAGUACUGUGACUCCAUCAAGUGGACCCAUCAAUUCCCGCUCGUGCGCCAGGAUGAUGCCUUUGAGAGAAUGGCACUUAGAACAACUAGGGCCACAGACGACGUCAAUGUUAGCGUGCUUCGAUGUUACCUCCUCAUUCGCCACUACUGCGCAGCAAUCAUGUGGGCAGCUGGAAUCAAGCCAGCAGAGCCUCACUGCACCCUCAAGACGAUACAGAUCAUACGGGAGAUCAUCGAGACGCCCGUCAGGAACACAGAUGGCAGUGGUACCAUGCUUCUUAUUCGGAUACCCUCGGUAGAGCUUGCGGGUCUGGCUUAUGAUAGCGUCAGGAAUGUCAGGGACAGACUUGGCUUCCAGUACCGCUUCUGUGUGAUUCAUGAUAAUGGAGCUGGUGAAUUGGAGAUCGAAGAGUACUUCCUUAAAAGACUCCGACUGUGGAGAAAGCAACGUGGCAUACUUGAUGGUGAGGCACUAGAAACUUGGUAUCCGCGAUGCUACGAGGAACUUCUUGACCUGCCAUGUAUUGUAUUACUGAGCGGUAGGGAACGACCCGGAGAAACCUUCCCAAGGUCCCUGAAGUAUAUCGACAUACGUUUGAUAGACCGGGGCUUUCUUUAUCGCUCAUCUCUGGAGCUGGAAUUCAGUGCCAUCGCAUGUUACAUCAGUACCGGGGCAGGCCCAAGAACUAUGGAAAACAUUGACCAGUCAGAUGAUUCGAAAGACGAUGCAGCAAGCAAUAGUUCAGCGACGGGGAAGACGAGCCAUUAUUCAUCCAACUACCCACUGCCGGUGGUGCUGGUGUCCAGAUCGGCCUUUAAGGCAUUCCAGACCGACUUUUACGGCUACCCCAAGCAUCUGCUACUCCCCACCAGCCCUCAGACCCGAUGGCUUGGCCACGGCAGGCCGCACUUGGUGACUUCCAACCCCGCCCACCAGUCCCUUUAUUACCGACAGUGGACCGAACCUAAGCCCAAGCAGUCGGUUGGGUGCAGCUCGGUCAAUAGCCGCCCGGUGAUAAGCAUGCGGAGUGGCAGUGGCAUUGUUAUAAGUCCGGAUAUCCCGGAUGUAGUUGAGGAAGACGGGAUGUCCGCAGUGGAGACCAUGGGAGAUACCAGACAGUCCAAUUGUGGCAGUGAGUGUGGAGAAACUAGUGGCGAAGAUAAACCGAAUAGUCCUGUUCAGAACACCUCAGUCAGAGAUGAAAUACCUGCCAAAAGAAUCCGCCUCACGAACGAUCCCAGACCAGGUCAAAUCAUGGCGCCGCCAAGCAAUCCCUCAGAGUCCGAUAAUGACGUUGGAGUAGGUGACAUCACUGAUGAAGAAAGUGACACAGAGAAAGGACAACGCUUCCAUCCCAGGUCCAUACUCUUUAGUGGCGCACCCCAGGUUGGUAAGACCGGGGCGUAUUUGCACUUCAUGCGCCUUUUGUAUCACAUGCUUACCAAACUCCGACGUGUUGACGUCUACGAUGAGCUUCCUUGGACUACUGACACCAACAAACCUGCUGACGGCACCCAGAAAGACGUCCCCUCGCCCAUUCCCCCAGACAACCGUACCUUUAGUCAGUUACCGUUCACAUGGAACCUCCAGCAGCACCCCUUUAAUGGAAUAAGUCCUUUAUAUAUGAAGGCGGAUAAGGGCGUCGCGGGUGCAUCAACGUUAGUAAAGGGUCCCUCAAGAGAUGCCCCUAGGGCCCGCCCUAUUACGUCAUUCACUGUACCGCAGUACGCCGCUCAUGAUGUUUGCCAUCAGUGUGACGCUUGCAAGGCCUGCCGAGACGCCUUGGGCCCCGCACAGGGGCUUACCUAUAGGCUCAGUUCUGGGCACAUACUGCAGUUCCUUGUCCCGUCCAUUCAUAGCAGCAGCUUUGAUAUCAAGGGGAAACAUCUGCUCAGCCUGAAGCUACGGCUGUUUGAGUUGUCAGGAGGGGCUGGGGUAAAGAAGGAGGGCGGAGAAAGCCCGAUGAAGACGCCCUUGAUGAUGCCUAGUACUGGACGUCAUGAGAAUGGUCUGCUGAAUCUUCAGCACACCAUGGAAGACAAGGAUCACAUUCAUAUCGUGUUUGUCCAUCAACAUGAAAUGGCGCUCUAUCACAAGUCCUGGCCCAACCACGUGAUUGUAGGGCUACCACUGGAGUGUGAAUACGAAGGUGUGGGCUCAGCUAGGUUCUUCAUCAAGGAGUUCGCAACAGAUAAUUUUUUUGCGGAAAGGAAGCGUCAAGGUGUUGAUGGCAGCACCGGAUGUGAUGUAUGGCCUUUCAUUCUGAUGAUUGACGAUUCCUGUGUCACGUGGCAAGAUCUGCUAAAGUCUCACCCGCAACAGAAUCAUACUGAAGAGCAAGCUACCAACACGUCCCUGCUGAAGAUAAUCACGCAAGUAGAAGCCAUGCCCAACGUUGCCACCACUGUCGGCGCCAUCACCUUCCGGCCCUUCAGCUCCAAAACACCCACACCCUUAGCCGCCCCCUCCGUGGACCACACCCCACCUACAGGCCCAGCCGUGCUGAUCAACAUCCUGACCACGGCAAACACCCAGUUCGACCGGCGCAAGUACUCAAACGAGAACGUCGACUGGGGGAUACGGCUUCAACUGGAAGGAAUCACCACCCUCAGGCUAAACCACAUUUCAGUUGCCAGGAAGCGAAUCGAGAACGGGGGCCGUCCGUCAUUCAAACUAGUCCUGAAAUCCCUUGAAGAGGGCAACGGGGCAGCACGUGUGAGACCUUGCCGCAUCACGAACUACAGCAGGUUUGUGACCGCGCCUGACACGGAGGACACUCAGUUCCUCUCGGUGCCUGCGCAGUUCCUGCUAGAGCUCUACCUCGCACAGGCCGCUGCCACCAAGCUCUUCCAAUCCGCAGCUGACAAACCGGAUAACCCGGUUCUGAUCCUUGACGCGUACGUCAAUCUCGGGCCUAGGAUUAGCGUGGAGUGUUUGAGUUCUCGAAAACUUCAACAAGAGGGGAAGGAGAGGGUGAGGGCUAAGAGAGGUUCUGUUAAGUACGGCGGGCUCUUGCUGUACUUCAGUGAUGCGGAAACCGUGACGCGGGAAUUGCUUCAACAGUUUGACUUCUGCGAGGAUGCACAGCUUUGCCUGGUAUGCCAGGACAGAAACACCCUGCGGCAGGAAUUGGUAAGACUUGACCUGGAGGAGAACUGGAGGUUUAAGCUGAGGGACGAGCUUCAAACGGCUAACGAUCCCAGGGAGCCGUCGCUUUUCCUGCUGACCGGCAAACAUGAUUAGAUCACGCAGGGCAGGCGGUAGGCUAGUGCAGUAAAGCAAAAGGACCAGGGCUUGUCCUCGUGAAAAUUCAAGGAUUCAUCAGGGGGUUUUCGACAAGCAUCACAAGAUGUCGUUGCUUUCUCUGGUUGAUAGCCAACAGAGGCUAUCGAACUCCACGCAACAAAUAAGGCUGUAGGAAACUGAAGGUUCAAUAGAUAAACCAUCGAUAUGCUAUAAGACCUCGCAUAAAGAUCAUUGUAAAAUAAACAUUAAUGUACGUAUAACUAAAUUCGUUAUUACGUUAGUGGUGUACGUCGUAGUGAUUUUGGAUAUUGGUUUGCUUUUUAUUAAAAACCUAUAGAUUUAUUAAAAAUAAAUAUUUAUAUGAUAGGCAACUUGCACAAGUUGAUCACGUGACCUGGUGGCGCAUUCUGGGUCUCCUAAAGAAGAAGAAAAAAGAUUGGGAAAAAACUGUUGCAAAGCUAGAGAAUGAUACGAUUCUGUCACCCAAAAUGUUACAUACCGCCUACUUUGUGAAAUCGAGAAAAAAAAGGCGAAAAUGCGCCUUUUGAAUAACUAAUACUUAGAAAUUAUUAAACAACGUUAGGUAAGAUAAACCUCGCUAAAUGCCGUGUACUCGCAAAGUUGUAAGUCAGGUUUAUUAUUUGAGUCGUGCCCAUCAAGCACAUCAACAGCUUUGUUGACCGAUUUAGCAGACUAUUUUAUCCUAGAUUGCUCGUCUACCUCGCAGUGGUACUAAAUUUAUCUUCAUUAAAGCGGACCUUUUAGUCCCAAACCCCCCCUGGCUACGGGCCUGAACAGCAGCAUACAACAUGGAUUGCUGUUUUCAUGACGCGGCCGAUAUUUAGAAAACUAACUCUUAGGCACAUGUGGGAAUUUACCGGCCCUAUGUCGUUUUCUAACGUGAGAUUCUGAAUAGAAUAGUUUUGUAUUUUUACAAUCCAAAAUCUUCCAUUUGUGACAGUGUGUUAGUCAACUGGUGUCCAGUCUUUUUUCUCAUGUUGAGAAUCAUGAGGUUAGAAAUUGGAUUUCCAGUUAUUUUCUGCACUCUAACAUGCAUGACAAAUGGAGUCAUACCUAUCCAUCAAAAUCAACUCUAGAGUGGCAUACACCCAAAAGAUUGUUGAUCGCCACUCUAGCCUUUUAUACUAUACUGUGUUUCAUUUGAAAGUUCUUGCAGUCACUCACCACUGCCUUAGCCAAGCAAUUCUCUUAUUGUUCAGCCAGUAAACUGACUGAUUAUGCAAGGAUUUUUAAAGAGAUCACAGAACUUGGAUAUUGUCUGUUUUUUCUUGCAAAAUGUAAACUUAGAAAACAAACUAUAAAAUGCACCUAGUUUCUUGAA